UCUUUGCAGUCCUGAAACAGCACCUGACACGCCGUCCAUUGAAUACGACGAGAUCUGUACGCCCAAGACCAGGCUGAGGACCCAGAAAAACAAGAGCGAAAUGUCACAUGACGAACCAGAGCGCGUGCAGCCGGCGCAGAGAAAGACUGACAAGUAUGUGCCCCCCUGCCUGAGGGACGGUGGCACGCGCAGAGCUGACGACAACACCACUAUCCGCGUGACCAACCUGUCCGAGGACGCCUGCGAGACUGGACUGCAGGAGCUCUUCAGACCCUACGGCUCUAUCUCCAGAAUCUAUCUGGCCAAAGACAAGAACACCGGGCAGUCCAAGGGCUUCGCGUUCAUCCGUUUCCACCGUCGUGAGGAUGCGGCCAGAGCCAUCGCAGGCGUGUCAGGAUUCGGAUACGAUCAUCUUAUUCUCAAUGUUGAAUGGGCCAAACCAUCAAACAAAUGAACUUUUUACCACAUUUUAUCACCGUGCUAAAAUAUGGCUGUUACCUUAAUAAAAGAGAAUUUCAUCA
This is a messenger RNA of Phycodurus eques (leafy seadragon), 521 nucleotides long. Its product is annotated as eukaryotic translation initiation factor 3 subunit G-like. Gene Ontology annotation, molecular function: RNA binding. Bases 101 to 454 code for a protein of 117 amino acids. The transcript has 6 exons. The record is from RefSeq and is a predicted model, not a curated record. Lineage: Eukaryota; Metazoa; Chordata; Actinopteri; Syngnathiformes; Syngnathidae.